CGGAACAUGAGUUUGCAGCCCAUUCAAAGUCCGUCAAGACCCUCAGCAUUGUCGAACUUCGCAGCCCAAAACAACAAUACGACAACACCCCCCCUCUCGAACUUGAAACCAACCGAGUUGAAUUCGCUCCGCGCCGCCACACCAAAGCAUGAACUCACGAGUCCAACACAAUCCAAGCCACAAACGUCGGCGUCCGCCUCCUUUGCCAAACUUGAGCCCCCAUCUAACUCGUUGAUGCCCAAACAUUCGACCGCUUUGUCAUCGUUCGCAGCACAUGAAGCUGCAGCAACAUCCCACAAACCACCCGCCACUUCAUCGUCGGCACUGUCAUCGUUUGCUGCGUCGGAAGGGCUGGCUCCUCUAAAAAAAAUUUCAGCCCUCGCCUCCUUUGCAGCCCACGAUACAACGCUAGUACCGUCAACAUUACCAACAAGUAGUCUCAAAAGUCCCCUGGGCAAGUAUGGUCGACCACUGGGUAGCAUUGGACUCAAUGUAGACAUUCCAGUCGAAGCAAAAGAGCAUGAACAAAAUGAAGUCGAGAUUGACGACAACUGCGACGCCAAAUCCAUCGAGAAGGCAUUACCAACCAAGGUUGAAGCAAAGGGAGUUAGAUCCGCCUCGAGGCAUAGCAGGGUCAGUCGAAGUGAUUUCCCCAAAGAACAUACCAGGCACAGUAGUUCCAGUGAUGACAACGACGAUGACGAUACCAGUGAUGUGAAAGAAUCAGAAACCAGUGAUGACGAGCCGAAGGGCACAAGAGUAGCAUCGAAGGCAUCGAUGUACGAUGACAAGGAGAUCGCGGCUGCUCAUGACCACAAGGAAUCGUCCCAGAAUGGCAAACCUCGACAACGUCGCCCCCCUCCCCUUGCCUUCACCGCCAAAUUCUCCAUCCACGAGCCAAUUCUGCACGCGAUCGUGAAGGAAGACGUGACAGAAUUGAAACAAUUCCUCGCGUCGAGUUCGUUGGCCCACCUUGGCACGAUUCGAGAUGACAUGAACCGCACAGUGAUGCAGUACGCCGUGGGGCUCGGCAAUCAAGACAUUUGUACGGUGGUGUUGGGGUAUCCCCAAACUUGUGGGUGCGCCCCCGCCAGUCCGUUGAAGCAUCACGACACAAGCCCACGUCGGCGACAACGCCCUUCUUCCCCCUCGAAACCUCAUUGCAGCCCAAAAUCCCCUAACAGCCAUGAUACCGCUGCUGGUCUGGCCAUCUUAUUGUUUGGGCUACUAGAGCCCGUGGAUUGCCAUCGUCGAAAUGUCCUGCAUUACAUGUGUCAUUCCAAGAAUCCUCACGUGAGCCAGUUCAUUCACGAUCAUCCGUGCAUUGUUCGGUGCAUUCGCAAGCACAUUGGCCACUUUGAUGUCCAAGAUGACUUUGGCAUGUAUCCGUUGAGUUAUGCUGCGCUCAAUGGCCACCGUUCGUCGAUUUCAGAGUGCUUUCAACUGGGAUGUGGUACUGACUACGACGAAGCUGAUGUGGCUGCUAUUCUCGACGCUGCCGCCCCAGAUACUUCGCUGCGUCGAGCGCUUUUGGACGGGUUUGAGCUGGUCGACCGACAACGCAAGGCAUCACCCAAGAGACCUGACCAAUGUGCAGUGUCCAUUCAACCUCGGAUGGAAUACUUUGGGCAAACGGACAUCAAUCUAUCGUCGGGGUCUGUGUUGCAGACUUCCCUGCACAAAAUUGCUCAGUUUGGAUGUGUGGAUGCCUUGGACUACGCGCUCAGCCACAAUGCGGACGUGAAUGCGGUCGAUGCCAACGGAUGGACAGCACUGCAUUACUGUGCAGCUAAUUUGGACCACGAGGAGGCCACGGCCGCCAUCGCGUCGGCACUGCUUGCAUGCGACACCGUUGACCUGAACGUUCCUUCCAUGCAAGGACGUACGCCGUUGCAUAUAGCGGCGUCCGCCGGUCGUGACGACGUGCUGCAACUCCUACUCCUUCACGGCGCCAAUCUAAAUGCCGUCGACGACCACGGCAUGACGCCGCUACACGCAAGUGCUCUGGCGGGGCAUGUGUCUGUAGCCCAUAGUCUGCUUGUGGCAACUCUCGAUGCUACGUCACUCGGCUCGAACGAUUCAAAAAUUGCGAUCACAUUACAUCAUCGUCGGACCUGCACGAAAGAGAACGCCCUACAUAUCGCAGCCAGAGCUGGUCACAUCCACAUGGUGCGACUGUUGUGUGCAUGGGAUGUCGAAGGUCGCGACUGGAGUCGUGAAAAGGACUGCCACGGCCACACGCCAAUUCAAGUGGCUAAAAAUAGUGUCACGCGAGAGGCUUUUACGAAUGUAUGGCAGGCAGCGUGGGAUGGCCACCCUGACAAGCUGCAAGCUUGUUUACAUGAUCGUCGCAGCCGCCUCGACGACGACCUAGCCCCCACGCCGCGUUCGCAUAAAACACUGCUGCACUUGGCGGUCAUGGGGUUUGCAAGGGAAGGGGCUGCUACUACCAAGAAGCUCGGACAUUCUCGUUCUUUGGAUGCAAAUGUCGAAGCCCGGUAUGGCCAAACGAUCCGACUCGCCCGACAGGCGCUGGAAGCGUCUGGUCAGUCUCCGAGUGCCGGUGACGAUGUGGGGGUCACCCCCCUGAUGUUGGCGGCAGCUUGUGGAAGUGUACGUAGAGCGCACAAUUGCUCUUUGUGCUAAGUUAUUAGCUGCCUAAAAUGAUACUGCUGCUGCUGAAGGUAUUGCUGGCGCAGGAACUAGUUGCACAAUCAAGCAAUGACAGCGUUGGCGCUACAGACGGUCGAGGCAACACAGCCCUUCACUACGCGUAUGCGUAUUGCCACGGCCCGAUGGCUCGAUGGAUCGAGCGUCAAGACGCCGACCAGGCAGUGAGUUGAUGACUUGAGUGAAAAGACCUUUGUGGCAACAUGGGACUUUGUAGGCGGUGGAGAACGACGACCACCUGACGCCGCUAGACGUGUCAGGAUUUCGACACAAAAUUCACCCGUCCUGCGAAAACAGCAACAGAGGGCAGCUUCCUGACGAAGAGUCGAAGGAAGGGGAUGGCCACGACGGACUAUGAUGUAAACACCACAUGGACACGAACGACAUGUGUAGCCAACGCGUUAGGUGAUGCCAGUUGGUUGUGGCUAAACUGUUAUUUUACCCUUGAAUCGUCCAGUCUGCAA
Aphanomyces astaci is the source of this 3134-nucleotide messenger RNA. RefSeq lists its product as hypothetical. The coding region runs from base 7 to 2646 and encodes 879 amino acids. The record is from RefSeq and is a predicted model, not a curated record. The transcript has 9 exons. Gene Ontology annotation, cellular component: cilium. Gene Ontology annotation, molecular function: protein binding. NCBI's taxonomy places the organism in Eukaryota, Oomycota, Saprolegniomycetes, Saprolegniales, Verrucalvaceae.